Molecule: messenger RNA, 1259 nt
Organism: Sclerotinia trifoliorum
Lineage: Eukaryota; Fungi; Ascomycota; Leotiomycetes; Helotiales; Sclerotiniaceae
Source: the annotation of a GenBank genome assembly
CGAGUGGAAUCAUGUUUUCUUUUGUGGGGGAAAUAUUAGCUAUAUAUACUCUACCUAAAAUAACGUACAAUGGUAUAUCCGUGUUUUCUACCUGCUCUGUCAUUCUCACCAAUUUCUUGUCGAGUAUACACCUGAGUUGCAUUAUUCUGCUUCAUUGCCAUACCUUUACUUUCAUAACACAUCGCAAUUUCGAAACCAGGUAAUUCUAGAAAGUCAUCAUGAAGACCACCUCAGAACUCCUCUUGGCCAUUUUGGCCUCUGCUGCACAUGCUGUUCCAUUCAGUCAUGUAACACCAACAGCCGUUGAUUCAAGAGCCGAAGUACGUGCCGCAGCAGCCGCUUCACCCACAGUUUACAUGUGUGGAGAUUCCACCAUGGCACUCGGAGGCGGCGGAACUGGAACUCAAGGUCUGUUAAAAUCGCAAAAUAUCAUCCAUGAAUAUCUGUAGCUAACAUAUACAGGCUGGGGUGUAUACCUCCCAUACUCUCUCAAAAUCCCCGUCGUCAACGAUGCCAAAGCCGGCCGUUCAGCCCGUUCUUACACCAAUGAAAACCGCUUUGGUGAAGUCAUUGCCACCAUCAAAUCUGGCGAUAUCGUCAUCAUUGAAUUCGGACACAAUGACGGAGGAUCCCUCACCCCAACCGACAACGGCCGUUCCGAUUGUGUAGGAGCCGGUAACGAAACCUGCACCACAGCCGCCGGAGUAAUUGUACAAACCUACCCCACCUAUCUCACCAACGCGACCGAACUCAUGGUCGCCAAAGGAGCCCACGUCAUCAUAUCCUCCCCUACCCCCGACAACACAUGCGAGACUGGCACAUGUUCAUACACCUCACCCCGAUUCACCGGAUACGGCGAAGAAGUAGUGAAGACCGUGGGAAGCAAGUCUAGCUUCAUCGAUCACGGUACUUAUCUCGCAAACCAGUAUGCGGUUCUUGGUGCUAGUGUUGUUAAUACUUAUUACCCAAAUGACCACACUCAUACUUCUCCCGUUGCGGCGAAUCUUGUCGCAGGAGUCUUUGUUAAGGGCGUCUUGUGCGCCGGUUCUUCUAAUCCUUUAUAUUCUCAUAUUAAGAAUAGCACUGCUAGUGUUGUUGGUACCUGUAUUUAAUAUAUAUAGAGUGCUCGAGCGUGGUUUGGAGACAUGCAUAUGGGUACUGGAGAGGACAUAUUUAUUUGUAUUAUUUUUUUCUGUAUAUAUUUAGCUGAAUGAACGGGAGUACCAGAGUACUGUCAAUAAUACACAAUACCAUUAAUA